Messenger RNA from Amaranthus tricolor (Joseph's coat), 637 nucleotides. RefSeq names its product 40S ribosomal protein S29. The transcript has 3 exons. Gene Ontology annotation, biological process: translation. Gene Ontology annotation, cellular component: cytosolic small ribosomal subunit; ribosome. The record is from RefSeq and is a predicted model, not a curated record. Lineage: Eukaryota; Viridiplantae; Streptophyta; Magnoliopsida; Caryophyllales; Amaranthaceae. Bases 208 to 378 code for a protein of 56 amino acids. Gene Ontology annotation, molecular function: structural constituent of ribosome; zinc ion binding.
UGGUUUUACCAAAUAAAUUGAUAUGGUUUUACCAAAUAAGGAGAUGUGGCAAGUAAAUUGGUUCGGUGGGGUAUGAAAGUAUAAAACCUCACUUUACACUAUUUCAUUUCCCCAAAUUCAUCGUCAAGACUGUGCUAGGGUUUUUCCGAAGCCGACCGGCACUACAUCUUCUACGAAUUAUUCUAAAAUCUCGAUUCCAUAGCAAAAAUGGGGCAUUCUAACAUCUGGAAUUCUCACCCUAAGAGCUAUGGCCCUGGAUCUCGCGCUUGCCGUGUUUGUGGAAAUCCUCACGCAAUCAUUCGCAAGUAUGGAUUGAUGUGUUGCAGGCAAUGCUUCCGUAGCAAUGCUAAGGAGAUUGGUUUCAUCAAGUACCGCUGAACCAUAGCAUGGGUGGAUCUACAGCAGGAUCUGAUUUUGAAGUUUUUACAGACUAGAUUAUGUUUAUGCAUUAUAUCUUCUGUGUUGCGACCUCUAAAUGUUCGGCAAUCGGCACAACUUAAGCUUUGGUGGUUUUGACAUUUUUAUAAACUAUUGAAUGUAAAAGAUUCGAAUUAUGCAGAGAAUUAGCCUAGUCUUUGUUUUUGAUUGUAAGAAAGAUUCUUGAUGUUUGAGCAGUAUUGUUCGAGUACAACGCACA